GAUGUCCACCAGAUGGCAAUUUGGCUCUUAUCGCGCAUGCGCGCUGUGGUUGAGACGGUAACAUGGCUGCCUUGCGGAGAUGGUGCUCUACUGCAGUUGCUGCCACAAGCAAGGGUACAAGAUGGGAGAGACUGCGAAACAGUCGUGCAGGUGUGUGGUGCCAAAGCCUUCUGAGUGACUAUAAGGAAGCGUGCCGUGAAAUAUUUGUUGGAGCGUAUGAACGGCCUUUCAAAGCCAGCUUUUAUGUGGCCUUGCUUGGAGGUACGUACACCUGUUACUACACCAAUCCAGACAGCACGUCUUUCGAGUCCAGAAUACUAGAGACCUCCAACCAGCUUGCCCUCCUCUCUCCGUGGAUCCGUAGCGGCACGUCGGACGGGCAUGUUCAGAACUUGGCCAAGCUGCGCAACGAGGGCCGUUUGCGAUACUUCAGCCUGGGCAUCUUCUCACUGUCCUACGUGGCAGACUACGACCCUGAGUCCAGCCUCUAUGAGGCACGAUGCUCUGCGCUUUCUGUGCCCUGGUCACAGUUGCGUGAACGUGUGCUGGAUGUAGGUUUCGCAGGGCGCUGGUGGUUGUUGGAAAAUAAAAUGGAGAACUAUGAUAUAAAUGAGGAGGAGUUCAAGCAUCUGUCGCCUGCCCUGCUGACCACAGCACCCCCUACAGCACAGGAGACAGAGAGAAAUGAGAGACUGCACCAGGAGUCCUGGAAGGCUCUGUUGAUGGAGGGAGAAGAAGAGAUGGACAGUAUGAAGAUAAGUGAGGAGGUAACAGGGGAAGGAAACAAGAACAGUUCAAAACCGGACAUUUAAUGUGUUUUAUGUGUUGUGAUGAAGAACAAUUUCUGAUUUAGACCCAUCAACAUGUCAUCAGUGAAUUUGUGUGUCAGCCUUGAAGGAUAUUCCUGAACUCUAUUUAUUGUGAUUCUGGAGCAAAAUGUAAAGCUGCCUAUCACAUGUUACUGUCUGAGAAAAUGAAAAUCAUUGACACCUUG
Messenger RNA from Hemibagrus wyckioides, 994 nucleotides. RefSeq names its product translocase of inner mitochondrial membrane 29 (gene timm29). The transcript is spliced from 2 exons. The record is from RefSeq and is a predicted model, not a curated record. Gene Ontology annotation, biological process: protein insertion into mitochondrial inner membrane. The coding region runs from base 63 to 812 and encodes 249 amino acids. NCBI's taxonomy places the organism in Eukaryota, Metazoa, Chordata, Actinopteri, Siluriformes, Bagridae. Gene Ontology annotation, cellular component: TIM22 mitochondrial import inner membrane insertion complex.